Messenger RNA from Trichomycterus rosablanca, 3719 nucleotides. Its product is annotated as voltage-dependent calcium channel subunit alpha-2/delta-2-like. Gene Ontology annotation, molecular function: voltage-gated calcium channel activity. Bases 170 to 3454 code for a protein of 1094 amino acids. The record is from RefSeq and is a predicted model, not a curated record. The transcript is spliced from 38 exons. NCBI's taxonomy places the organism in Eukaryota, Metazoa, Chordata, Actinopteri, Siluriformes, Trichomycteridae. Gene Ontology annotation, cellular component: voltage-gated calcium channel complex.
UCACCAACCGUCAACCGCCACAAAUUUCUCCAUUUUGUUCGUGUAAUUUUCAGUAUUUAUCGAAUCCUCGUCGCUUCCUGAGGUAAAACCGGGGAGAUCUCGCCUCCUGUUCGUGUGGGAAUCUAUUUCUGCCGGUGUUGGUUGCUGGUUUGACAGUGUUUAAUGGAACAUGGCGAUAGGGACUCGGUCUGUGAGAGGGGUUCUGUGUUUGGUGACCAUACUGAUCCUCGGUGUACCGUGGAGCGGGGUUCAGAGCCUCACCUUCCCCCAGCAUUACACGAUAAUGCACUGGGCUCGGCGAAUAGAACAAGAGAUUGACAGAGUCCUGCAGCACAUCAGUGGAGCGCAGCAGCUUAAAGGGAUCUACAGUGAGAAGAGGCGGCAGUACACACUGGUCAGGAACAAUCCCAGAGAGAUCGUGGAGAAAGUGGCGUCCGACAUCGAAAAACUUCUGUCCAAAAAAAAGCAAGCACUGGAAAGGCUGGCCACUGAGGCAGAGAGAGUUCAGAUGGCACAUCGAUGGCAGGAUGGAAUCAAGGAGUGGGAGAUCGAGUACUACGACUCCAAAGCCGAGAUGGAAUAUGACGGGGACGAGACGGACGCUCAGACGUCUUUAAAGCUGGACUUUGUGUACGACCCAAACUUCAAAAACAGCGUCAAUUACUCUCACACAGCCGUCCAGAUCCCUACUGACAUCUACAAAGGAGCUCCGGUAAUAUUAAACGAGCUGAACUGGACUCAGGCUCUGGAGCCGGUGUUUAUGGUGAACAGUAAGGAGGACCCCUCGCUGCUCUGGCAGGCUUUCGGCAGCGCCACUGGCGUCACCAGGUAUUAUCCAGCCACACCAUGGAAAGCGCCGGAUAAGAUCGACCUUUACGACGUUCGACGGAGACCCUGGUACAUCCAAGGAGCUUCAUCUCCUAAAGACAUGGUCAUCCUGGUGGACGUGAGCGGCAGUGUGAGCGGUUUGACUCUGAAGCUGAUUAAAGCCUCGGUGAUGGAGAUGUUAGAUACGCUGUCCGACGACGACUUCGUUAAUGUGGCUCGGUUUAAUGAGAAGGCAGAGGCGGUGGUUCCCUGUUUUAAGCACCUGGUUCAGGCAAAUGUAAGAAAUAAAAAGAUCUUCAAAGAGCAUGUGGCACAGAUGCAGGCUAAAGGAACCACCGACUAUAAAUCAGGAUUCCACUUCGCCUUCGAUCAGCUGCUCAACAAGACGAAUGUACCCCGAUCGAACUGUAACAAAAUAAUCAUGCUCUUUACGGAUGGGGGCGAGGACCGAGCUCAGGACAUCUUUGAGCAGUACAACUGGCCCAACAAGACGGUGCGAGUGUUUACAUUUUCAGUGGGGCAGCACAACUACGAUGUCACGCCGCUGCAGUGGAUCGCCUGUGCUAACAAAGGUUACUAUUUUGAGAUCCGUUCCAUCUGCGCCAUAAGGAUUAACACCCAGGAGUAUUUGGACGUGCUGGGUCGCCCCAUGGUCCUGGCUGGGCGCAGGGCCAAGCAGGUUCAGUGGACCAACGUUUAUCAGGACGCCCUGGGUUUGGGCUUGGUGGUAACGGGGACGAUGCCUGUCUUUAAUCUCACUAUGGAUGGAAACUUACAGAACCAGCUGAUCCUGGGAGUGAUGGGCGUGGACGUGCACCUAGACGAACUGAAGAGGCUCGUUCCACGCUACAAUCUCGGAGCCAACGGCUACAUCUUUGCCAUCGACCCAAACGGAUAUCUGCUCCUACACCCAAACCUGCAGGCCAAGGUGGUGGAUUUACCUGAACCUGUAACUCUGGACUUUUUAGAUGCCGAGGUGGAGGACAGCAAUAAACACGAGAUUCGGCGGCAGAUGAUAGACGGCCAAUCUGGUGACAUGACCAUUAAGACUUUGGUGAAGUCAAUGGAUGAGAGGUAUAUCGACGAGGCUGUGAGGACGUACACCUGGACCCCCAUCAAUGACACUGACUACAGCCUGGGCCUGGUACUGCCGACAUACAGCGAGUACUACAUUCAGGCUGAUCUCAGUGAUGUGAUGCUUCAGCUACAGUAUCUACAGUCUCUGCUGCCCAACUCGUUUGAGUCUGGUGGCCACGUCUUUCUGGCUCCAAGGGAAUAUUGUGAGCGGCUUGUCAUCGCUGAGAACAACACCCAGUUUCUGGAGAACUUCCUGUCUCUAAUGGUGGAGCUCACACCAGAAACAGAGGACUGUGACCAUGGAAUGAUUCAUAAUGUCAUUCUGGAUUCAGGGAUUCUCUGGCAGCUGGCAACGAAGGCUUGGAAGAACAAAGACCUGAACACGUACGGCUUCCUGGCAUUGUUCGCUUCUACAGAUAGCGGUGUCACAAGAGUUUAUCCAAACACAGCUGCUGAAUCAUGGGAUGAAGAUUUAGAACCUUUAAAUUCAAACUACUACCGGCGCAGUCUGGACAAUAAGGGCUACAUCUUCAGAACCCCGACUCGCACGUCCAUCGACGACCCUUUGAUCUCGGAGAACGGGACAGUGGGGAUCCUGGUCACAACCGCCGUGGAGAUCACGGUCCAAGGCAAAACCCUGAAACCGGCAGUUGUGGGGGUUAAGCUGGAUCUGGAGGCAUGGGUGGACAAGUUUAAGAUCCUCGCCAGCAACGUGUCUGACACCAGACAGGGCUCUUACAAGUGUGGUCCUUCUAGAUCCUGUGAAAUGGACUGCGAGGCCAACAGUGAUGAUCUGCUGUGCUAUCUGAUCGAUGAUGGUGGAUCUCUGGUGAUGUCUAACCAGCGGGACCACUGGAAAAAGGUGGGCUUGUUUUUCGGAGAUGUGGAUCCCUACUUGAUGCACGCGCUCUACAACAACUCCAUCUAUGGCAGGCGGCAGUCCUUCCAGUACCUGUCAACGUGUGAGCCGACAGCCAGCAGUCGUACAGGAGCGGCACCUCGCCGCUUCGUGGUGCCCACAAUUGCUGACCUGCUCAGUUUGGCCUGGUGGACCUCUGCUGUAGCUUGGUCUUUUGUGCAGCAGAUCUUCUACGGUCUGGUCUACAGCAGCUGGUUUAACACAGGUGAUUUUGCGUUUGCUGAGGGUUUCGAUGCUAAAGGGAGCAGCAGCUGUGUGACCAUUAGGAGCCAGUUCUAUUUCACCAACACCUCCAACUCAUUCAACGUGCUGCAGGACUGUGGAAACUGCUCCAGGUUGUUCCACGCUAAAAGGAUAGAAAACACAAACCUGUUGUUCGUGGUGUCUGAAACUCUGCCCUGCAACACCUGUGAGAUUGAAAAGCUUACUCGAGUCAGAACAGAGUUUCAGGAGGAGAUUCCAUGCGAGGUGCUGAGUGCUGCUCGAUACAGGAAAGGACCUGAGAAGUGCUUUGACUACAGUGCUGGGGAGAAUACAUCAGAAUGUGGGCGGGCUCACUCUUUGCACGGUCCAAUAGAACUCCUCAUCUGGCUUCAGUUAACAUUGCUUUACUUUGUCCUACAAUCUUAAUUCUUCUUAAAACUCCAAUGAUUCUCUCUGCUCCUUGCUCCUCACCUGCUCCUGCUGUCCCUCCCUCUGCCUGACUCCCUUUCUGAAGUGCUUUCUGAUAUUCUCAGCAGAUCCGGAUGGGAUGACUGAGAUGCUUCAUGUGUCUUAGUAAUCUGUCGUUGUGCAUUUCUGCUCCAGACUCCACUGGCUUUCACAGUUCGGUCAGUUUCAGCCCGCCAUCAAUGUGACAUAAGUGCUCACCCAGACCUGCUUGCCAAAUCCAUAA